Acaromyces ingoldii is the source of this 2670-nucleotide messenger RNA. Its product is annotated as P-loop containing nucleoside triphosphate hydrolase protein. The transcript is spliced from 6 exons. Gene Ontology annotation, molecular function: 5'-3' DNA helicase activity; RNA binding; ATP hydrolysis activity. Lineage: Eukaryota; Fungi; Basidiomycota; Exobasidiomycetes; Exobasidiales; Cryptobasidiaceae. The record is from RefSeq and is a predicted model, not a curated record. Bases 64 to 2571 code for a protein of 835 amino acids.
AGCAGCCGUGCCGCACGAGAGUGACUACAGCACGACGGACGAGGGAAGGGAUCGUGGUCGCAAAUGACGCUACACCAGCCCGAGCCGCCGUCGGAAGAGGCGCUGACGAGGUGGCUCCAGAAGCACGUUGAUCUUCUCGCGGCGGAGCGCAAAGAGGAGCAGGACCAGUCUCGGCUCCUCCUGUCCAAAUGCUCGCCAAAACAGCUCGAGAGGAAUGGCCUCGCCGUUCUGGGCCUGGGUGCCCUCAACGUCUCAAUCGGUCUCGGCGGCAAGAUCCUGGCAGAGCUCGAGAGGCCGGCCGCCUACCACACCUCGCCAAUCAUACCUCCACACACGCUCAGGCCUGGCGAUAUCGUCCAGCUUGAAGACCAUGCGACGGACCCCACCAAGCCGUUGAAGACCAAAGCCAGCGGCAGCAGCGAUGCAUACAGGCCUGCCCCCGGAGUCGUCUUCAAAGUCUCCGAUAGCAAGCUCGUCAUCGCACUUGGAGCCAACAACAAAAAGAAGCCCGAUGGCAGCGGCAGUGAGGCUCCCGAGCUGCCUCAUCGUAUCAGAGUCGUCAAGGUCGCCAACGAAGCAACCUUUGACCGUAUGGAAGCAACCUUGGCAAGGCUUGCCAAGCAGCUAGGGCUCACCAUCAAAACAUCUAGGUCCAAACCAGGCGACGGGUCUUCGUCCGAGUCUGAAGUCGAAGGGCAAGGCGAUGGGGAGGGUCAGGGAAGCAAGGGGAGCUCGCCCAGCAGCAACUUAAUCCGGGCUCUUGUUGCCCAGACGCCGCCCACAUGGGCAAAGGACGUUACCAUGCCGCUACCUCUCUUCAACACGGGCCUCAAUGAGUCGCAGCAGCGAGCGAUUACGUUUGCCUUGGCCUCCAAUCACUUCGCCCUCAUCCACGGGCCUCCGGGCACGGGCAAGACGACGGCUGUGGCCGAGCUGGUGCUUCAGCUGGCGCUGGGCCAAGAGAAGAGGGUCCUCGUUUGCGGUGCCAGCAAUCUAGCUGCCGACAAUGUCAUGGAACGUAUCAUCGAAAGGGGAGGCGAUGCGCUUCGAGCCAAGGGGCUCGGGAUCACGAGGAUAGGUCACCCUGCGAGGGUGUUGCAGUCGCUCGUCACCUCGACGCUCGACUACCAAUCACAGAAUUCGUCAGAAGGAUCGCUCCUCAAAGACGUGCGCGAAGAGUUGCAAGCGUCGAUGAAAGUGCUGCGACCCGACCGGGAUGCGCCAGCAGCGGGUAACAAGUCGACGUCGUACCGAGGUCAGGCCUCGUCUCGUGCCGGUGGCAAGGGGCGAAUGUCGGGGAGCGAGCGUCGGCAGCGCUGGGACGAGGUCCGAGCUCUUCGAAAAGAGUAUCGGAAGCGAGAGAGGGGCUUGACAAAGGCUGUCAUCUCGAGGGCAUCUAUCGUGGUGGCCACUUGUCACGGGGCGGGCGGCAGGCAGCUGAACAACGUCGAGUUCGACGCUGUUAUCAUCGAUGAAGCUUGCCAAGCCACCGAGGCCGCUUGCUGGAUCCCGAUCAUGCGAGCGAGAGCAGAAGGAAAGGUCAUCCUGGCAGGUGACCACCUUCAGCUUCCGCCCACCGUCAAGGGCUAUCGACAUUCGCAGGACAAGAGAAAGAGUGCCAAGCCAAACAAAUCAAAGAAACAAGAGGCAAACGCAGACGAAGCCGCAUCAAGACUUUCUAAUAUUAGUCUGAAUGGUGAUGGGGAUGCACAAGACAACGAAGAAGACGAAGGCGAAGGAGGGUCAUUUGAAGCCUCAAAGGCGAAGGGAAGAGACAAGCAGCGCGUGGUCCUUCGGCCACCACGGUCACUUGAAACGACGCUUUUCAGCCGUUUGCUCGGCCUCUAUGGGCCUGGCUGCAAAAACCUGCUCGAUGUUCAAUACCGCAUGAAUCAAGAGAUCAUGACCUUCCCCAACGAGGCCCUCUACGAAUCGCAGCUCAAGGCGCACGAGUCCAAUUGCUCCAUUCGUCUAUUUGAUUUAGACAAUUACGAGCUGGCACGUCCGGAGACCGAAGAGGAGGAGAAAGACGACGUGCGCCUCGCUCCCAUCGUUUUCAUCGAUACGGCUGGGUCAGACAUGUUUGAGACAUCCGCAUCUGCCUCGGACGACGUCGACUCGAUCGUCGGACGCGAGAGCAAGACGAAUGUGCACGAAGUUGAGCUGGUGCACGCACACGUAGAAACGCUCCUCCAGGCCGGCCUGAGACCGAGCCAGAUCGGUGUCCUGUCGCCGUACAGUGCCCAGGUCUCGUUGUUGGCGGACCGGCUGUCGGGCUUCAGAGAUGCAGCGUCCGGCGAGCGCGUCGAGAUUGGCACAGUCGAUGGGAUGCAGGGGCGCGAGAACGAGGCAAUCGUCAUUUCGCUCGUUCGAAGCAAUGAGGAAGGUAACGUCGGUUUCCUGGCAGAGAAACGGAGGUUGAACGUAGCCAUGACCAGGCCGAAGAGGCAGCUAUGCGUCAUUGGCGAUAGCACGACGUGCAGAGAUUCGGGCGAUGAAUACCUCGGCAAAUGGAUGGAUCACCUCGAGGAGAAUGCUCUCGUCGAUCUGGCACUGCUUCGCAACCAGUAAACAGCAUGAAGACAUCACUGUAACAAAGUACCUACACCUGUCAAAGAGCAUCUUUUUACAUUUUUCAUUGUUUGUGUACGGGAAAAGAAAAGGGAACAA